AUGUUAUAUAGGCGCGUAAAUAAUUAUGGUAAAGAUACUGAACCAGAAGCUAUCGUCGCAUUGGAAAACCAAUUAAAAAUUAAAGUGAAUCCAUGUGGACUUAUUAUUGAUGAAAAUUUUCCUUAUUUAGCUGCUUCUCCUGACGGUAUUGUCGAUGGCGAUUUUAUUGUUGAAAUUAAAUGUCCAUUUGGAGUAAAAGACACUAAGACAUUUUUAGAAGCUAUAAACAGUAAAAAGUUAUCCUUCUGUCGUCUUAGUAACAACGGGAAAAUGGAAUUGAAAUUAGAUCACAAUUAUUACUACCAAGUUCAGGGACAGAUGAAAAUCUCCAAACGAAAUUUGAUAGAUUGUCAUUUGUCAAUAUAA
Molecule: messenger RNA, 366 nt
Organism: Aphis gossypii (cotton aphid)
Lineage: Eukaryota; Metazoa; Arthropoda; Insecta; Hemiptera; Aphididae
Exons: 5
Coding region: 1-366 (121 amino acids)
Source: RefSeq, a predicted model, not a curated record